AUGAGUAAACAAAGUGCACAGCAAACACAGUAUGGAGGCAGAAAAACUGAUGACUAUUCAAAUAACUUAGAUGUUUAUAGUAAUAAUAUAUCUGAAAGUGAAUCAGAGAAUUGCAAUGACUAUAGUUCUAAUUAUGAAUCAGAUAAUGAAACAAAUACUAUUGAGUCUCCAAUAUUCCAACCCUCUAAAGUAGAAGAACUAAUGUCUAAUACAACAUAUUUCACAAAGCAAAUAAGCCUCACAUAUUCCAAAAGGCAAGAAAGAUUUGAUAAUAAAUUUAUACAAAAAGAUUUGCUAAAUAAAAUUUGUAAAAUUGCUUUUUCACCUGCCAGAAAUAUAUCAAAUAAUAAAGGUUCAUUGAAGAAUAUACAUCUGUGGGAUUAUCUCUUACCUAAUUAUGGAGUAAAAGAAAGAAUUAGUCUACUUGAUGCAUAUAAAAGAGAGGAGUUAGCAGAUAAAUUAGUUAUCCAGAUAGAACAGAAUAAAUAUAAAAAGUUUUCUGUUAUAGAUGAUAUAUCUGAAAUAUAUAGAGUUUCUGAAGUACAUAAAUGUAUUAAUGGACAAUGA
Molecule: messenger RNA, 567 nt
Organism: Cetraspora pellucida
Lineage: Eukaryota; Fungi; Glomeromycota; Glomeromycetes; Diversisporales; Gigasporaceae
Source: the annotation of a GenBank genome assembly